Messenger RNA from Diabrotica virgifera virgifera (western corn rootworm), 12438 nucleotides. RefSeq lists its product as uncharacterized. Bases 534 to 1595 code for a protein of 353 amino acids. NCBI's taxonomy places the organism in Eukaryota, Metazoa, Arthropoda, Insecta, Coleoptera, Chrysomelidae. The transcript is spliced from 7 exons. The record is from RefSeq and is a predicted model, not a curated record.
AGGUGAUGCUGUUCUGACUGAAUGUGUAUUUCUACUCGUAGCAUGUAGUUCCGUAUACGCUUGACUUGGUGACUAAAAUAUUACAUUCAGUUUCAGUGGUUUGUGUGGUUAUGAGUGUGUCGGUGUUAUUUUUUUUAUAUCAUUAGGUUUGACGUUAGGCUAAUUUUAUCCAGCAUCAUCAUUUCAAAAUCGACUCCGCAGUGAAAAGGAACACCUGCAGUUAAAUAGUGUUGUGUGAUGUAAGUGUGACAUAUUAUAUUAAUACCAACAAAUAAUAAUAGCACGUGAGAAAAAAAUCGAAUUUGAAAAAAGUGCGACGUUUCGAAUUCCGCGUAAUAUAAAUUUUCGGUUGAGUACUGUUUUGUUGUGCUACACAAAUGUUAAAAACGUAAUUUUCGUAAUUAUAUCGUAAUUAUAUCUUGAUUUAUCAAAAUCGACAUGUGACAAGGCUUAUCUGCUACACAAUGGAGGUGAAUAGUUGAACGGGUUGGAAAAUACGAGUACACAGAAGCGCGCACAAAGACAGUUAUUGAAUGGUGUUCAUACCAAAUAUGUGCAAAUGUUGUCAGAGUAUUUUGCAUAACACCAACAGAAAAAAAGCUCAUUUUGGCGCCCGCCUGUGCAGUGCAUCCCUUGCAGGCCCGUUAUCGCCGGCCCUGAGUACCGGUAAUCAUAUCGAGAAUCGUAUUUCUCAUUGCCUGGAAUCAUGUUAUUGGCAUUUUAUAGAAGAACGGUUUUGCUUCGACGAAAGCAUAGCCAAUUAUCAGGAACCAAUUACAAAAGACGAAAAAAACAAUAACUUUUGCGACAAUAUGGCGUUUUACGAUAGCGUAUCUGUGAUAGCUGGAAGGGCAAUAGUAACAAUAGAUCCCCUACCGGAAAAAAAAGAUAAAUCUCCCAUCAUCGUACAGCCCACAAGAAGAAAUACCAUAAUACAGAAAAGCAAAAGUCAUUCUUCUAUACCAAAUAUUCCUUCAGUAGUUCUGGAUCCGCACUAUGAAGAAAGAGGAUACGAUUCUCUUGGAAGUGAUACGACCCACUUAAACCCACUAGAACCGGAGUUCCAGGACAAUUCCGCAGCUGUUAAAAAGACUGUCAGCUUUGGAGAUAUCACAGACACGAAACUGGAAAAUACAAUAGCUACUACUACAGCACAAUCAGAAAAUACAUUCCUAUCUCCCCCACCAGUAAUGGGUGUUCCCCGGAAAUCUCUUAUGGAAAGGCGACAAUCUCGAAGUUUACAUUUAAAAAUCAAUUAUCCCAAAGAGGUUCCAAUAAUUAGACAAAGUUCAGUGCCGAAAUUCUUCCUGGACACACCGGAAAACAACCAGCAGGAUUCGGUGUUGGUGAAAAGUCCGUUGGCAGCUCUACAAAGUCCCAUGGUCUGCAAUGAUAAAUUCUGCUAUGACCUAAAGUCGGUAGUUCACAUGGAAAGCGAGAAACUUAAGCAAGCUGAACAGGCCAGAAAGAUCCAUCCGUUAGUGCAUCGAGUAUCGUCGUCAUCGAGACUAGCUGGCAUUAAAGACAGAAUUAAACUAACAAAAAGCAAAAGCACACUUAGUUCUAGUAAUAUACCACAUAGCCAUCAUAUAUAGUUCACAUCAUAAUAAAAAUAUUUUGUUAAAACAUUAAAAUCUUUAAUACACUGCAUCAUGACUAGGAUGACCAGGUAUACUCGAUUUCCUAUCAUACGCCAGUCAAUGGGAGCAAGAAUAGGAUAUUACCUCCGAAUUUUAUCCUACUGCAUGGAUUUUAAUGAAAUUUUGGGCCUAGCCUCUACUUAUCUCCUAAUUCAAAGUCUACCCUAUGCCGAUGUGUGCUUUUAUCUUAGGGGUGGUUCCCACCCCUUCUGAGGGGUGGAAAAUUUUCUGGUUAAAAUUACCACUGAAUUCGCGGGAGAACCUAAUUCUAAGCAAAAACUGCUCUAUAAUUUUUUUUUGAAAACUCAAUACUUUUUAAGUUAUUCGUGGUUGAAAAUUGGCCAUUUUCAUUGAAACGUAAUACCUUUUCGAACGGUUUUUUGCGAAUACCUUAAAAACUAUGCAUCUAACUAAAAAAACCUAUAUUAAACAUUUUUGUAGGUUAUAAAAAAACAAAGAGACACUUGCCUUCAUAAAUCUUCUAGUUAUAUAAUACAAUAAAAAAAUUUGAAAAAAAAAAAUUUUUAAGAAACGCUUUUCUUUAGUUACGAGUGACUAAAAUUAAAAAUAUUAUAAAAAAAUCAACUAAAAAGCAAAAAAUAAAAAAAAAAUUGAAAAAAUCUAACACAUUCGUCAAAGAAAAGCGUGGCGCGUGUUCAUCGAAUAAACGAUUUUCGCCCCACGCUUUUCUUUAACGAAUGUGUUAGAUUUUUCAAUUUUUUUUAUUUUUUGGUUUUUGGUUGAUUUUUUUAUAAUAUUUUUAAUAUUUUUAAUUUUAGUCACUCGUAACCAAAGAAAAGCGUUUCUUAAAAACAAUUUUUUUUCAUAUUUUUUAUUUUUUACUUUUUAGUCUUACACUUUUCAAAAAUUAAAAUAUAUCGUCAUGUUUAUUAAAAUAUGAAAUGUAUAAAACAUAUGAUGUACUAACAUGAAAAGUAGUCGGAAUCGGCAAAAAAUUUAAAACUUUAUUGUUUAUUAAUGAAGCAUAACGUAAACAAUUAACGUAGAAAGUGAAAUUACGUAUUAUUCAUAUCAUUAGCUAUACAAUCCGUAAAAGUUUCAAGUUUUUACAUUUUAAAAAACAAGAGAAUUUAAGCGUUUCCAAUAAAAUCGUCUUUUUUUUUAUUUAAACAAUAAACAUGAAAAAAAAAUUUAUUGACUAUUCGUGUAUUGUUCCCGCGAAUGCAUGUGUCUGCAAAUUUUCAUUCAUUUGCAUUAAAGAAAAGGCAGCCAAAUUAACGUCUAAAGAUUUGACGCAAACUAUUGAACUAAAUAAAAGCGUUUAAAAAGAGAUAUUUAUUAUCGUAGGUGAAAAUAGUUUGUUUUUUGGUACAUUCCCAAAUUGGUGUAUUCAACUUGAAAUAACAGAGAAACGGUCGAUUUUAGGUGUAUAAUGUACAUUACUCAUUACCUUUUGUAGUGCUUGAAAAGGCGUUUAAAGUGAGCUAUGUUAAAGGCCCAUUACAUUAAAACUAAGCGAGAUAUGCUGAAAACAAAAUUGAUAACUAAUGUGUUUUAAGAAAAAAUGAGAAGUAAUUGUAACGCCCCAUCCAACAAAAUGUAAAUGCAUCGUUUUUCUUCUACAAUACCUCUUAUUAUAGUGUUAUAUAUAUGUUCAAAUAGUAAGACGUGUUUAAAGUGAAUGGUUUUUUGAAAAAAAAAAAUAGAUCAAAUUAUAGAGCGCAUUUUUAAAUUUUCUUAAAAAUCUUCCUUUUUCGCCAUGUAACUUGAAAAUGAUAAGAGGUACAGUAAUAAAAAAUAAAAAGGAAGUUUUUAACUGAAAAACCCUACAUUUUUGUGUGGUAUCUUUUUUUCGUAUCUCUCAUCAUUUUUGAGUUACAUGGAGAAACAGAAGAUUUUUAAGAAAAUUUAAAAAUGCGCUCUAUAAUUUGAUCUUAUUUUUUUCAAAAACUAUUCAUUUUAAACCAGUCGAACUUGUCGAACAUAGAAAUAACACUAUAAUAAAAAGUAUUAUAGAAGAAAAACGAUGUAUUUAAAUUCUGAUGGAUGAGGUGUUAAAUAUACUUCUCAUUUCUUCUUAAAAUACAUUAGUCAUCAACUUUUUUGCAGUAUAUCUCGCUUAGUUUGUAUGUAAUCGACAUUUAGUAUUGCUCAUUUUAAAGGUCUUUUCAAGCCGUACAAAAGUUAUUUGUAUCAUUAUACACCUAAAAUCGACCGUUUCUCUGUUAUUUCAAGUUGAAUACACUGAUUUGAGCAUGCAGCAAAAAAACAAACAUUUCUUACCUACCAUAUCCCUCUUUGUAUUUUAAGUAGAAGAUUGAUGAAGGGACGAAUCUCUUUGUUUUUUUAUAACCUAGAGAAAUAUUUAUAUAGUUUUUUUGUAAGAUGCAUAGUUUUUAAGGUAUCCGCAAAAAUCCGUCCGAAAAGGUGUCAUUUUUCAAUGAAAAUAGCUAAUUUUCAACCACGAAUAACUCAAAAAGUAUUGAGUUUUCAAAAAAUAAUGAUAGAACAGUUUUUGCUUAAAAUUAGGUUCUCUAGCCUCUUUCGUGGCUAUUUUAACCAAAACAUUUUUCACCCCCGAGAACGGGUCGGAACCACCCCCAAGAUAAAAGCGCACGUCGGCAUAGGUUAGACUUUUUUUCCUGAGCUAUUCCCUACUUACUGUGAAAAUAUCAAGUAAAUCGAUGUAGUAGGAUGGAAUUCGGAGCCAAACACCCUCAUUUGCUGCCCUAUCAAUCCCAUACUAGUUUUGCCACUGGUUAGUUUUGUAAGUAAGUUUCUUCUUCUUAUUGCGCCGUCUCCUUUCGAAGAUUCGCGUUCCAAAUACCAAUUGUAGCUUUGAAAACUUGUGCACGAAAGAUUUCUGCAGAUAAGAGGUCCAACCAUCCCUCAGGUUAUUCAGCCACGAGUUCUGACAUCUGCCUACUGAUCUUUUGCCUUGUACUUUACCUGCGAAUAUGACUCGAAGUAUAAGGACGUAUGUUUUUAGAAAUCUGGGCCUUCUUCUUCUUUAGGUGUCUUAUUCGUUACGAAUCUUGUCUAUUAACAUAGCAAUUCCGAUCAGGGUUACGGCAUUUCUGAAGAGUUCAACCGAUGUUAAUAGUUCGGCCGAUGAACCGCUUCCACAGAUUUAUAAGCCAAGAGUGUCGUUUUCCUCCCGGCUCUUGUUUGCUGUCUAUUUUUCUCUGGAUAAUCAACUGAAAUUGAUGGUAUGGUGCUAAAUAGAUAUUCAAGUUUCCUUUAUUUCUUUGCGAUCACGAUUUUUCGCUCUUUUCCAAUUCUGUGGAUUACCUUCAUAUUACUUUUAUAUACGAAAUAUUUAAUGAACCAGACGUCGUAACAUUUCCAAAAUUUUGUUGCAUGUUAUUGAAUAUCAGACAAUACAAUUUCUAAAAAAACUAACUACAGGAACACCUGUAGGAAGAAGAAGCGCAGGAGGAUCUCGAAUUAGGUGAUAAAAUGCCAACUUUCUGAUAUUAAAAAUCAAAUGACAACAGGUCGCUAGAAACCCAAAAGAAUGACCACUAAUUUCGGGACAAGUCAGUAUAUCCACAAAGAAUUGUCCAACCAAAGAUGAUGACGACUGCUGUACAUCUUAGUUUUAACCAUACUGUAGAGAAAAAAUUAAAAUAUAGUCCAUAAAGAUACCCGAAAAUGUUUUUAAAGUUAAUCUAGAUAAGGAACAGAAAAGUCCUGAUGAAGACAAACUAACGCGUAAAAUGUUAUAAUGGAGGGGAGCUCAUAUUUAGAAGAGGGUGACGAUAUAUAAUAUGGCUUAUAAAGUAUCUCUACUAAAAUCACAACCAAGAUGCACCAGAAAUAAGCAAACCAAGACACUUUGAAUGUUACUAGGAACACUUCCGAAUCAUGAUUUGUAAUGUAUAACCUUUAUAUAUCAUGAUUUGGGAUUUACAAUUUAUAUUCAUUGUCAAUUAUGAUUCGAAAGUGCUCCUCGUAGCAUUUAACGUGUCUUAGUUUAUUUAUUUCUAGUGCAUCUUGAUCGUGAUUUAAGUAUAAAUGAGUAGAACUUUCAAAGAACUUUCACAACUACCGAAAUGAUCUUGCUACGCAAAAUAGGAGACAGGUAAAACAUGUAAAAUUAUUGCCCCAUCAGUUAACUGUUAAAUUUAUUUAAAUAUUUAGAACUCUAAUCUCUAACAAGACUAGGUGAGUUUUCGAUUACCAGUUUUCGUAGUACUGCUUACCAACGUUAACAAUUUACUAAACAAUUGACAAAAGUGGUUUUUAGUGUAUGUAUGGUUGCCUAAAAUAGGUUACCUCAGUUACUGCCGGUUUCACAAAGUAAAACAGAGGUUACCCCAAUAUAUUAUUAUUAUAAUGGGGGAAGGGAACCUCUGGUUAUCUCUUAACCACAAGCUAACUUUACUUUGUGAAACCGGCCGUUAGGGAUAAGAAGGAGGUUGGUUACUAUUAUCCUGGUCAAUAACUGAACGAACCAAAAAUGUUACAAAGUACUUGUUAAGCCAGAUAUAAUAAUAAAUUUAUAAAAUAAAACAACUAUUUAUAAAAGAACCACGCUAAACAGUUAUAUACUUGGGUAGAUAAGCAGAAAAAUUACGACUUUGGAAAAAUUUCUUUUCUCUUUUUAAAGCCCUGAUUAAUUCGAGAAUCGACUUCAAGCAUUCAAGUUUUUUCGAAUACGUUUACAAAAAUUCUACUAGGUAUGUUACGGUUAAUGCAGAUAACGGAAUAUACAAAAUUAUCCUCGAUAUAGGUGAAUAUUAGCGAGACUAGGAUACUAUUAGAAUUAGGUAAAUCGUGCAUCCAAGUAUUAAAUUUAAAUUCGGUUCUUUAGAAAAUGUACAAAGAAGGUGUUACGGAAAAGGUAUCUUAAUAUUUUCUACAUUAGGCCAGGGUAAUAAGACAAAAAUAUACCCUGUUCGUGACACUUCAGCAGCCAGGGUACUGAAGCGUUUUUUCGAUAGGUAAUACCUAUAGGAACAAAUUAUAACUAUUUCCUGCGUAGGAUCUGGCGGCCAUUUUUAUUUAUAAACAAUUAACUGUCAAAAAAUGGCAUUUUCCCUUUUUUUUUUCAAAUCAACGAAAAACAGUGAAUCUUAUGAAUUUUUUAGUACAAAUAUAUUCGAGAUUAUGGAAAAAUCUUUAAAAUGACGUAUUACAAAGUUUGAUAUACUCAUUUAUUGUUAAUAUAAUUGCGAAAAAAUUUAGGAAUUGCAAAAAAAUAUUUUCUCAAUAACUGUUGUAAAAAUUAGUGUACAGCUUUGAAAUUUUUGUCAAAUGAGGGUUCUUUGGUGCUUAAUAUGUGAUAAAAAUUUCAAAGCAAUUCAUUUAAUUGUUUAAAUUUUAUUCAAAUUGUUUAUCCCAGAGACCAUUUUUUUGCAAUAACAUAAGUCAGAAAAAAAUGACCUUAGAACCAUUCCACCGGUGUCAAAUGAAAGAGCAUGAGCUACAUUUUCAACAUGGUUUAGAAAAGUGAAUAAAAAAUGCAUUUAUUAGUAAUAAAUAAUUAUGCAAAAGGAUCGUCAAUUUUUCUUUAUUAACUUUUUGAAUAACUUUUUCCAAAAAAAUUAACUUUUUUACCCUGUUUUAAGUGCACAACUACCAAGUAAUGUUAUCUAUAUCAUAAUUGAUAAAAAAUUGUAAUAAAUAUGUAUAAUUUCUGAUAUUAUCAAAAUAUAAAAUUUAUAAGGAAAGAUUUACGAUACUUUUGCAUAAUUAUUUAUUACUAAUAAAUGCAUUUUUUAAUCACUUUUUUUAAACCAAGUUGAAAAUAUAACUCAUGCUCUUUCAUUUGACACCUGUGGAAUGAUUCUAACGUCAUUUUUUUCUGACUUAUGUUAUUGCAAAAAAAAUGCUCUCUUGGAUAAACAAUUUGAAUAAAAUUUAAAGAAUUGAAUUAUCGCUUUGAAAUUUUUAUCACAUAUUAAUCACCACAUAACCCUUAUUUGAGAAAAAUUUCAAAGCUGUACACUAAUUUUUACAACAGUUAUGGCGAAAAUUAUUUUUUUUUCAAUUCCGAUCUUUUUUCGCAAUUAUAUUAACAAUAAAAGAGUAUAUCAAACUUUGUGAUACGUCAUUUUAAAGGUUUUUGCAUAAUCUCGAAGAUAUUUGUACUAAAAAAGCCAUAAGUUUCCCGGUUUCCCAUUGAUUUGAAAAAUAAAGUGAAAAAUGCCAUUUUUUGACACUUAAUUGUUUAUAAAUAAAAAUGGCCGCCAGAUCCUACGCAGGAAAUAUGGGCCAUUCCACGAACAUACGCCUGUUUUAGAUUACUUCGACAACGAAUAUUUUACUGUGCAACAUAAGAAGUACGAAAGUAAAUGGCGCUAAUAAUUAUUCCAAUAAACAACAAUAUAAUUUGCAAUUUACUUUCGUUCUUCUUAUUUUGCACAGUAAAAUAUUCGUUGUCGAAGUAAUCCAAAACAGGCGUAUGUUCGUGGAAUAGGGUAUAGUUACAAUUUGCUCUUAUAGGUAUUACCUGUCGAAAAAAGUACCCUGUUCAGUACCCUGGCUGUUCAAGUGUCAUGAAAAAAACCUUAUUACCCUGGACUACAUUGGACACAAGAGAUGGGACAGCUUUUACCAAACUGGGUUCAUAAAGUACGUUCUGAGUUCAAACGCGUAAAUACUCAAGUCUCCCCGUUAAAUUAAAACAAAGAUUGUUUGACUGGUAUAGGUAUCUUGCUAGUUUUUAUAUCAGACGUCGACAAAAUAUAACUCGUAAAUUAAAUGUUGCGAGGAAGAAUAAUAUACUUAUUCAGUGGAGACUGUGGAUCCGCAAACAAACACGAAAGAGAGUUCAAAUUAUAAUCUAAAAACACACUGGCGUAAAAUGGAUACAAACUGUCUAUAAUAGAAAGACAUGGAAGAAAGAAGUAGAGGCCUUUAUUUUUAGUAAUUUAUCUUUAUCUUGGAAGGUAUUAUCUUAAAAUCUAAGUGAUAGCCUCUGAGCCAUUUUCCUGCUUUGUUUAUUAAAUCAUGUCCUAUUGUUGUCCUACAAGAAGCUACAGAAUUGAUGAUCAUUACCGCCAGAACAUGGCACACUGGGAGAAGGUCUACUUCUAAGGCAAGGGAGAAGAAGUGAGACUACGCGAUCCACUAUCCCGAAAUAAAGUUCGUAUACUUCGUCAAAUCUUGGUCAGAGGCCAGCCCUAGAACUUUGUGGAGUGAUCUGAGGAAUGUUCCUGUAGUGGUAACUCUCUUGUCCGUUAUAGACUUAAAUCUUCAUGGUAAGCAUUCCAAUUAUUGUUGCCGCCGCACCACAGCGUGAGGGCAAAGUUGGCCUUCGGGCAUCAUUUUUUAUUAUUCCGUCUACCAUACGUUUAAUUUGGUCAUUAAUAAAUUAACAAUGUUCUACUACAGCAUCAAAUUGAGCAUGCCCUGCCAUUACAUUGACUCUUAGUGCGUUUUUCGAUACUAAACCAAUCCACACAAUAAAAAUCAGUGAGCGGAGUAAAAUUCCUUUCUCAUAUCAAUCUUGAUAAAAGUACAAUCUUUUAAUGAUUAUAAAAUAGACUAUGUAAAAUCAAUUAUCAAUCUGUUAGAACCAUUUUUGUAAAAAUAAUAUAAAAAUACAAGAAAAGUUUGUUGUGAUUAUGGUUCAACAUUACUGUGCUUUCAGCAAGUAAAUACUAAGGUUAUUAUUAAAAAAUUGUGGAUGGGGGAGGUGUAGUUAAAAACGGAGUAAAAUUCCUUUCUCAUAACAUCUUGAUACAAGUACAUUCUUUUAAUGAUAACAAAUUUAUAGACUAUGUAAAAUCAACUGAUCAAUACAUUAGAAGUUCCAUAUUUGUAAAAAUAAUGUAAAAUUAAAGAAAAGUUUGUUGUGAUUAUGGUUCAACAUUACUGUGCUUUCAGCAAGUAAAUACUAAGGUUAUUAAACAAUUGUAGGUGGCGGAGGGAGAGUAAAAAUGAUUAAUAUAGAAUAAAAGACAAUAAUAUUAUUUCCUUCGCCAUUCUAAACAGACUAUGACUUGCACGAUUUCCCAGCAAAUGAUCACCUCCCCUGAAAUAACUGAAGAGAUAAGUGGAUAAAGGUCAUAUGUCACAUUUUUUGAGAACAUUGUUAUAUUAGCUUUUUGUUCUUGUAAUGUGCUGUUUAACCUGUUAAAAUUUAAAAAUUACCUAUUUUUAGCAAAAUAAAAAUAACAGGAAGGUAUUAAAGCAAUAUGUCACACAAUGAUUUCCGAAAUGUGGUGGAUAAAGGUAUUAUGUCCAACAUUGCGUUUGGACAUCAUACCUUUAUCCACGUCAAAUUUGUAAAUAUGGAGAAUUUUCUAAUACUUACUAUUUGGUUAAAGGUAAUAUGUCCAUAAAAUUUGAAAUAUUUGACUUUAGGUAUUUUUUUUAAAUUUAAUUUAAAGCGUAAAAAAGUACCUUUAGAUACCUGUUUAAAAAAGUAUAGCAAUGCAAAUUUAUAAAACAAAUAAUUAACUUGGAACAAAGGACACUAAAAUGCUCAUUACUCAAAAACAUUAUUUUGUGACAUAUGACCUUUAUCCACUUAUGUCUUCAACUGUCUCGACGAUAAAAACACGCGUUAGUGCUAUACUGGGUGGUGAAUCAUCAAACGGGCCAUAGGAAAUUCAAUGUAAAAUUCUAAACUGUUGAAUUACUUCUUCCCUAAAUAUUUUACAUCAAAAGUCAUGAGAACAUAUUUGUAGAGGAUUGAAAUCUGUAUUAAAAAAAAGUUAAAAUGGUUUACGAUUUAAACACAUUCCAAAAUUUUGAAAAAUAUAACACAUUUGCCACAGUAAGUAUGUAUGUAAACGUUAGGCCACACGUUAAUGUUUAACUGACAGUGCGCACACUAUUGACUGAAUAAAACAUCUUUAUUAUUAAUACUUUCUCCUCAACUGAGGGUAUCUUAUUAACUUUAUUGUUUUUUAAACAAUAAAUGAUAAUAUAAAAAUACUGACAGUUUAAAUAUGGUUAAUAUAAUUAAUUGUGACCGCCCGCAACCAUUAUACACAUUAUUGCACUGUGUGUGGCCUAACGUUGGCGUGAUACUCUGAAAAAUGAAUUACAUUUUUACAAAAUUUUGGAAUAUGUGUAAUUCGUAGAACAAUUUUAACAGUAGUUUUCAAUACAGAUUUCAUUCCUCUACAAAUAGUUUCUGAUGUCUUUUGAUGUUUUUGAAUUUUGCAUUGAGUUUCCUAUGGCUAGUUUUCCAAUUAACCAUUCGGAAUAUAGCUGAUUCUUACACUCACCGGCUCGAAACACGGCACCCUGAUAAUUUCUGACGAUUGACCUGUUCUUUUUUUCUGUUUUUUUUUUUCAAAUUUGAGAAGCCUUUAACACGAUUUACCAGAAAUUACUAAAGAUAGUUUUUGAAAUCUCUUGUAAAUUGAAAUUUUCCAGAUAUUGUUAGAAAAUCUCAACCAUAUUAAAGUUGUCGUCUUUCCCUUACUUUAAUGUUACAAGGAGGCUACGUACGUUCUAUUGUUUGUACCAUUUAUGUUUAGUGAUGUCAAAAGUGUUUAAUAUUAUCGUGAUUGUAUCUGUAUCAAUUAUUGGCAAUUUCAGUAUGUCUUUGAGUGCAGAAAUUUUUGCAUUUAUUGUUACUCCCAUUCAGGAGAGAAGAAGUCAAGAUAACGUAGCUAACAGAUUUCACACAUAGUGUACAACGUGUUUUUACACGUUUUAUAGAGACAGAAAUAUAUCCUCAGAGAAGAACUUCUCAUCGGGACGACCGUUUUAUAGCAUCUUCAGUACUACCAAACUGUCAUGCAACUGCUAGAUGUUAGAAAUAGUCUUCAUCAUGUCAGAAUCGUAAAUGUUGGUGGACUAACCAUUACAAGACAGUUAAAUGAAGUUAAUUUGUGAGAUAGCUAUGAAAAAUGUAUUGUUUCCCAUGAAUCCAGAUUUUGUCUACGUUUGCUUAGAAGAGUCUGGAGAAGAGAUGGUGAACGAUAUACCAAGUGCACCUUUAACCCUAGAGUAAGUUUUCAAGGUGGUUCAGGUAUGGUAUGGGCUGGUACAUCUUCAGAAGGCCUACAGAAUUGUACGUUGUCAUUAGGGGUGCUGAUAAGCACAUAAAUGAGAUACUGCAAGAUUAUGUUAUUCCAUUUGCCCCAUUUAUUGGAGAAAACCUGAUAUCUAAAAUGAGGCGCUCAGAGCAAAAAUGGCCUAAGCCACAAAUUGAGCAUUUUUAGGUUAUUAUAUCAAUAAAUACAGCAACAUUAAAUCUUCGGAUUAACGAGGGUCUACACAACCUACCUCUAUAUUUGGCAAAAUAAGCACAAUGUAAAUACGAAUGCAACGAUUGCAUUUAUCUCAAAACUUCGUUUUUGGGGUUACGCCACUGUUGCUCUGAGCGCCUCAAAGGCACGUAAUCAUACUGCCCGCAUUGUUAGAGAAUACUUAAAUGCAGUUGAUAUAAUGACUCUAUAGUAUGGCCAGCCUACAAUCCCGAUUUAAAUUCCAUCGAGAAUAUUUGGGACAGCCUUAUCUGAUAUAAAAAAAAAUCAUCUUUUUUAAUUAUAAGCAAAUGUUUUUCAGUUUUUGAAAAGUAUUGGCUUUAAGAAAUUAGGUGUACUUUUCGUGUUCUACAUAUGAUAUAUUGAAGGUAUUCUAUUUUAUUGUCUUACUACAUCUUAUAUAAGAUUAAAAUGUUUUUUAAAAAUAUGCAUGUAUUACUUAUGAAAGUGUUAUACUUAUGCUUUUUAACUGAUUAGAUGAUAAGAUAAUUUACGUGAUGUCUAAUGUACAAUAGCUAAAUGUACACUAGACCAGAAAAUCGUGUUGCCCAUUUUGUAUAUAUUAUUGUUAGUAAGGAUAUCACAUAUCACUUAUUAUAUUAUUAUUUAUAUUGUAAAUAUAUAAUAAAUUAAAUAAAACCUGUUACUUUAUUUCAACU